AUGGCGUCCAGGCUUUGUGCUGGUGAGCACAAUGGGACCAGAGGGACCGGAGAAGCAGCCCCGAGGUGGGACGGGGGCACGGAGCCAGGGCCAGGUGAAUGCCGGGAGCAAAGGCAUCCCCCACUGCAGCCCUGCGGCAGCACGGCCCCUUCUUGCGGUUUCAUUUUUUUCCUGCACUCAGCACUUCAUAAAAGCAUCCGAUGUGACCACAGAGCAAUCUCCAGCCCCAUCCCAGCACCGCAGCCGCCGUUGUGGACCCGAGGGGAAGGGGAGCGUCUGAAUCCAGGAGGCCUUCGCUGCGCCAGAGCUGGAUGGGACGUUUCUGAUGCUCGGGUGCGAUGAGCACACCCCAGCCCGCUGCUUCGGCUGCCGUGCCUCCUUGCCUGCAUGCACCACGGGGCACAUCAGGGCCCCUUGUCCCUGAGCACAUAAUGGACACUGGCACCCCCAAAUCUGCUGAACAAAUACAACCAGGAAACUUCUACGGAAUGGAUGGGAGCCCGGUACAAAGUUAUGGGCUCUUCCCGAGAAAGAGGUGCUGGUGAAACGUGCAGGAUGCACCCCGAGGACCACUGCCAGGGCAGGGAUGAUGAGAGGUUAAGGUGUGAUAGCACGUGGUCCCCCAAGGGUCUGCCCCGGGGCCCUCCAAGCUUGAUAACCCCCAAAAGGGCCCCAAAAGUGUAAGGGGAAUGCUGGCAGAGGCGCUGAGCACAAAGCUGGGGAUGCUGUCAGUGCCCGGGAGAAGAGGGGGUGACCUUGGGGAAGAGUGCCAGAGCCACAGGAUGAAAUUUCAUAAGGCUGGGAGCAAGGUCGAGCCUUUCAGGAGCAACCUGGAGAAUCUGAGCUGGAAACUCAUCCAGGGAACAGGACUGGGGUCACAUCCUGCCCCUUUGCCUUUUUGGUGGAGAUGAGCUGCAGCUGCACCAUGGGCAGGGCUGGAUAAAAGCAUCACCUGGGAGGGGGUUUGGGGGCAUGGGGCUGGCUCAGCCCUGUGGUGUGAGCAGGGAACAGGCACCAGAGGCUGCUUUUGGCAGAGAAUGAGGCUGGCUGAGGUCAGGGUGGGAUUUGUCACGUCCCUUGGCUAUGGGACAGGGAGUUUCAGUGACAAUGAGUGGAGGAGGGAGAGGCGAAGAAGGAAAAUGGAAGAGAAAGGGUUUGCUUCGCCCUGCUGGUCCCUGAUGGUGUGAGCAAGGUGCUAAUCUGAUCUAAUGGCAUGGAGGGGGGAUUUUUAAUGUGUCUUUUCAGGAGCAAUUGCAGCAGGGAGAGGGAGGUGCUGUAAUGAAAACGCUCCAUCAUCGGCCAGAGCCAUUAACCUGUCGCGCUCGGCUUAACCAGCCUGCGGAGAGCACCAAGGCUGCUUCCCAGAGCCAAGCGCUGCCUGGGCUCCAGUUACCAGAGCCACCACUCAAACUGGGUGACCAGUUGAUGGUCCCAGCCAGGAGCACGGUGGCACCGGUGCUUGGGGGACCCCGUCCUGCCCCUACAAUUAGGGACAAACCGUGGCCGUGUCCCCGUGCCGCGGGCAGGGGGUUGCCGUCCCAGUUUGCGCGAGUUUUGGAGAUGCCGGAGCCAGUCCUUGGGCUCGCUCCAGCUCCUCCCGCAGCAGGAGUUAUUUUUACCCUCUUUCAGGUAAAGCUUUUGCGGGGGAGAGGGACGGGGGAUGCUAUAAUUAGCUGUGACAUCAGCCCCCGUGGCGGCGCGUGCUGGGACGAUGCCGCCGUGCCCCGACCUGCGGCUGGGGACCGGGGAUGCUCCGUGCCCUUGUCCCCUGCUGCAGUGGGGGCAGCGGGAUGGUGGCAGGAGCUGGGUUGUUCCUGGCUCCAGCUCGGUCUUUGGCCGCUUUUUGGGGUGGUUUGGCCCCGCUCUGUGCCUUGCAGCUCAUCACGGGCUGGGGAAAGGAGGUUCCCCGGAGCGGGGGAGCACGGAGGCGGCGUGGGGUGGGGGUGGGGGGGGAAGGCAGGAGGGGGAUUUGACGGCAGCAACAGCACAUUUCACAGCCUGUCACGCUUUAAUGGCAGAGGAGAUCAAAGCCGGGAUGGAGUUAUUCAUAGAGAUAAACCAAUCCCCGAGGAGGCGAGGAGAAAACAACAUUGCAAGCUCUGUUAUCCCAGGCCUGCAAGCAGCAGCCCGGCCCCGGGGAGGCUGUUGCAGGAGGUGCCCUGGGAGCCAGAUCCGCUCGGCUCCAUCCUGGCAAGGCCUGGCCAAGCUGGGGCUGGGCUGCCUGCACCUUCCCUGGGGGGGUCAAUGAGGUUGGAUGCAAUCCUACAGCACCCAGGAGUAGGGUUUGGGGGUGGAUGUUUGGUGGGGCGAGCGGGCUGCCGUGCGCCUGCGAUGCACCAGAGAGGGGGGGGAAAAAUUUAGGCUUGCAACAUUUGGGGCAGCUGCAGCUCCCGAAUAAGAGGCAGAGUCGGGGCAGCCUUCACGCUGCUCCUGGGCAGAGGAGGCGGGUGAGCAAGGUGGGAUUGCCCGGGCGGCCAGGAUCUCUGCUGGGACUAAUCCUGCCGCACUUAUCAGAUGCUGCCACCUUGCCUCUGCUUGCACCGUCGGCCAAGCCAGGCGCAGCUUGUGUUAUCCGACCCUUUAUCCCCCCAGAUUAGACGCUUCACAGUGGAUUAGCAUGUCACAUUCUAAUGCAGAAAAAUUGAUGAUUAAAAAGGACUUUUUCUCUGUAUUAUUCCCCACCUCCGCCUCUUCUCCACCCUGUCCCCAUGGGCCCAGGCAGUCCAGCCCCGGCUACGCACACGGGUGAUGUGGGAAUCCUUUCCUGGCUUGUGCAGGGGAUGGGAAAACAAAGGUCCUGUUUUGGGGCCAUGCAGGGCUGCUGUGCUCCAUCCUGGCUGGCUUUGGUGACAGAGCCUGGGGUGCCUACAACCGGGAUGCUCCCAGUCCCUGCCGGCCCCGUGCCAUCCUGCCCGGGGCUGUCGUCUGCAGACCCAGAAUCUGCAGCUCAGGACUUUAAUAAAAAGCACAUUAUGGUGAGUAAUGCGCUAAGUGGACUUCAUUAUGGACCUGGGGCCUCCCUGGCUCCCGUUGUUCCAUAUCAUUUCAUAUCAGACGAGCCUUAUCUCCUCUCCAAACGUUUCCAUUUAAACUCCAUUAAUCUUUCAGAACCUCCCUGGCCCGGCGCUGCUCAGCGCUUCCCAGCCAGCCCUGCCUGGUGCCGGGGCUGUCGGCAUCGUGGUCCCCUGGGGUCCUGCUGCUGGGGGAGGGAUCUGGGGGGGCUCUGUGGGUAUCCACGGCCGGGCUCCUCUGUGUAUCCACCACGAUGGCUCCAGCAGCUGCCUUAUCCUUCUUGCUGAGGACCCAUUUACGCUCCUAUAAUUGAAACAGUUUGUAACGCCGAGGGCUCGCUGGGUGAUUUACCCAUCUGCAGCAGCUCCCGUGCCUUGGAGGGGGGCAGCAGCACCGUGCUGGCUCCUGCCCCACCAGGAGCAGAGGAGGAGGCUGCCGAGGUGCCGCUAAUUCCGGGGCCCCCAGGAUUAUUCUCCAGGCGGACACUUAUCCGAAAGCCUUCCCGUGUUUCCUGCCGCCUGUGAAUUACCCAUAAGCAGGUUGCAAUUUUUUCCGACAUCCUUCACAAUUGCUUAGACAGUUCAUGCAAACAUUCAAGCCGAUGUUUGUAUUGGUGGUGGUAGGGGGGGUGGAAAUUGUAUUCCGAGCGGGUUUUCUCGCUGCGUUCGCCUGCUCCAGCUCUGCGCACCGCAUGGUUUUCAAAUCAAAUCUAAUCCAAGCAAGGUGGUUACACAGCCCCGGCGUGUGGCUGCUCUGCGUGAGGCUCACCGCUGCCUUGUGGGGCUGCUGGGGCAGCGAGAAGGGGCUUAAAAUCCCCCAUAAACUGAGGGUGGGGGGAGCCCCUGCCCCAGUGUCCCUGGCUCUGUCCUGGUGCUGGGAUCCUGGGUGCAAAUGCAGCGGAUCCUCCAUGCAGGGGGGAAAAAAUAUUCAGGAGGAAAAAAAAAAGUUGUAAUAUCCAAGUGUCAAGGCCUGUAUAAAUAAAUAAGAGCCUGAGAUGGUGAGGUGCAUCUUGAGUCAUGGUUGUUUCGGGAAUUGCAGUGAUGCCUGCUGCUUCGAGAGCCCCGGCUCUGACCAAACUCUGCAGGCGAUAAAACAAAGGCAUCUAUAAAAAGCCAGAUAAAUUAAAACUGAGGCAAAAGGCCAUGAGACAGUUAAUUUCCCGGAUCUCCCUGGGGAGAUCUCUGCCUCCUGCGUGGCUCCAGGUGCUCAGGGGAGCUGCUCCCCCUGCCCCAGGUUGUCCCCGUUUAGCACUGGUGAAAAGGAGAAGCCACCUGCAGAGCUUUCCUGGGUGAAUUCUUUGAAAUACCCUCGGUCACCGAACGCGCUGUGUGCUCAGCUGCUGCUGCUCAGCUUGGCUCUCAGAUAAAGACUGAAGGGGAGAUAAAGGGGAAAUCGUUUGGAAAAAACAAAUUCCAUUUUCUGGUGGUGUUUCAGGGUUUUAUUUCCAGCCUGUGGCUCCCACGAGGGCUGGUAUCCGGGGUGCGUGUGCCUGGAGCUCCGCGGUCGUGGCAUCCCUGCCUCCAUCGCGGCCAGCCAGAUGGUGCUCGAAAGCCUCCUCAUCUCUUCCAGCAGCUGAAGAUACCAUUAAACCUUAUUAAUAAUAAUUAAUAAUUAAUUUCCUAAUGAUUUUGUGUGCAAAGGCAUCUCAAGAGGAGCAGGAACAGCCUGGCGGGGCCCCAAAGGUGCAUCUGAGGCGCUCGGAGCUCUUGGCACAACACCUCCGGAGCUGCUAACGAACCGGCUGCGAGGCGCAGGCACGCGUCGGCCCCCGCUGUGCCAUGCCCGGCACUGAUGUCCUCUGCCUCUUGUUCCUGACCCUCUUCUGCUGCUUUUGGCUCUGCCAAAAUCCCAGGGGGUUUGGG
This is a messenger RNA of Anas platyrhynchos (mallard), 4874 nucleotides long. The record is from RefSeq and is a predicted model, not a curated record. NCBI's taxonomy places the organism in Eukaryota, Metazoa, Chordata, Aves, Anseriformes, Anatidae.